AAAACCUCAAAAAUAAAAAAAUAUAAAAAAUGGAAAAAAAAAAAAAAAAAAAAAAAAAAAAAAAAAGAAAAAAAAAGAAAAAAAAAAAAAAAGAAAAAAAGAAAAAAAAAAAAAAAAAAAAAAAAAAAAAAAAAAAAAAAAAAAAAAAAAAAAAAAAAAAAAAAAAAAAAAAAAAAAAACAAAAAAAAAAACAAAAAAAAAAAAAAACAAAAAAAAAAAAAAUUUAAGACAAAAAAACAAAAAACCUCUACCAGUGUCAGGUAAACCAAAGCCUUGACCGGUUAUCCACCUUUCUUUGUUUGAGAACUGGUUUCAGAACUGGUAUUGCGUCGGGUCGAUUUAGAACUGGAUCUACCCUACCACUUUGUUUGGUUGAGUUCACUUAUAAAUUGCAGUUUGAGAUGUUCGCUCGAUUAUUCCAGUCUUGUUUUCCAUCCGCCGGUGAAAUGGAUUUAGAUAAUAUUUUAAAUUUCGAAACUCUUAAAUGUCACACGCAAUGUGUAAGUGUCGGAAAGCGUGUUCUGUGUGAAGAGUCGGAGGUGCCGCCGUCGAAAAAAAGACGGGAUGUAUUUAGUGUUGAUUCGUCGUUCGUCCCUCCAUCGGUAUCGGGAGUGACGGAUAGCAGAAAGAGAGCGCCGUCAGAGGAAAGCGUCAUUUAUGUGGGGAGCGAAACACUCCCCCUAAAUCAGCCACGCAGCGAGAUGGGACGCUUAAUUCUAAAAAUUAAAAAAAAUACAGCGGUGGCGGCGCAAACUUUCAAAGUAGCGGCGGAGGUGCACGCUUCUCCAAGCGUGCAAACAUCAAAACACCACUCUACAUCUUUUGAAGAUAUUUCCGACUCUGAAGACGGGACAUCUGAUCACCCUUCACUUCAAACCUGCAACAAACCCUCUAUCGAGGGUUACCCCUCUAUCGGAGAUAUAUUAAAUAUCUCCGAAUUGGGAUCAUCACCUGAAGAGGGGUUAACACAGACACAUAUAACUCAACCCCAAGCUGAAGAGGAAAUACCCAUGAAACCUAUGACUGAGACCCAAGUCUGGGAAAAAGAGCUUAUAUCGAGAACAGAGCCGUCACUCACUAAUGUAGUGACGAGAGUUCUCCAAAUCCCCAACCGCGCAGAAGCUUACCACCAAGCAUUAUGUGAGGAUUUUAAGGGAGGACUUGUGUCGGCUCUUGAACGUCAUCAAGACCGCAUUCAGGAAAGGUUAAAUGAGAAUUUAAAGGAAAGUGAACUCCUUAAAAAAGCCAUCCAAAACAUUUUUUCAUAUGGUGAAAAAAUUUCCGAGGCUUUUCACGAGGAGAAUAUCCGGCUUUCACAGGAUCUCAUUAAUAUAAAAGCUUCCCUGGCCAAUGCUGUGAGGUCAGAUUCUCGAGACUUAUUCAACAAAAAUGUCGCUGGUGAUGUCCUGAGAUGCGGGAUGCGGGAUGAAGGUGCAUAAAGCGGUAUAUGUUGU
Messenger RNA from Diabrotica virgifera virgifera (western corn rootworm), 1454 nucleotides. RefSeq lists its product as uncharacterized. The record is from RefSeq and is a predicted model, not a curated record. Bases 402 to 1439 code for a protein of 345 amino acids. NCBI's taxonomy places the organism in Eukaryota, Metazoa, Arthropoda, Insecta, Coleoptera, Chrysomelidae. The transcript is spliced from 2 exons.